CAGGGAAGGGCAUAGUGCUGACGCCCGGCUGUAAGCUGCCAGCCAUGUCGCCGUCGUCGUCUUCGAAAUGAAAGUGAGCUGAGGCUCUACUGCCAAGUGAAGUCGCCAGAGUGUUAGGAUCCUCUGGGCGCAAAAGGAUCGAUCAUGGCUCUACCGGCUCUUGCCGUAAUCGCUGGGACAGCAGCAACAGCAGCAUACCUCGAUGCGAAACUUCACCUUGGACAUGAUUUAUUACAUGGAGGCAGUCUCAACAAUGCAGCCACUCGGGCGCAGAACUUUAUCGCGGAGAAGCAGGCUCAAGAUCGAAUGCUCAUUUACCACCUCUUCCAAGACCAUGCAUCUGGACUCAAUGCGAACAACCUCUUCCUGGAGUUCGAGGGCCGGUCAUGGACCUACGGGCGGUUUUUCGACCAGCUUCAACGUGUUGGCAAUUGGCUGAUGAAGGAUCUGGGUGUCCGCAAGGGUGAGAUGGUGGCGAUCGACGGGCCUAACAGUCCUGAGUAUCUGAUGCUAUGGUUCGCACUUGAUGGGGUUGGAGCUUCAAUCGCGUUCCUAAACUGCAACCUCAGCGGCGCACCUCUAGUCCAUUCGGCAAAGCUGUGCGAGUCCCGCUUCUUGAUUACCGAUCGCAGCGUCGAGCACCUUGUCGAGCCUUGCCAAAGCGAGCUGGGUGACGCUGGCAUCAAGGUUUUAUACUUCGAUCAAGCCUUCAUGGAGUCGCUUAAUGACGCUAAACCGAUCCCUCGUGAAAGGAACAGCGGUAUUCAAGCCGGCGAUCUCAAGGAGCUCAUCUACACCUCCGGCACCACGGGCCUGCCCAAAGGGGUGAUCAUAAUGGCCGGUCGCCACCUGAACACCGCCCAAGCAAUGGCUACUUACCUCAAACUUAAACCUGGCGAUAAGUUCUACACAUGCCUCCCGUUGUACCACGGAGCUGCCCAGGGCUUGUGCAUAACACCAGUCAUCUACUCAGGCGCAGCAGUCACGCUAGGCAGAAAGUUCUCCCACAAGACCUUUUGGCCUGAGGUCUCCGCUUCAAGGGCGAACCGGUUACAGUAUGUCGGGGAGCUGUGUCGGUAUCUGGUGAAUGCGCCUCCUCAUCCUCUCGAACGUGCACACAAUGUCCAUGAAGCCUGGGGUAACGGUAUGCGGCCGGAUGUGUGGGAGGCUUUCCGGAAGCGGUUCAAUAUCCCGCUUAUUCAUGAGCUAUAUGCUGCUACCGAUGGCAUGGGUGCCACAUUCAAUCGCAACUACGGCGACUUCUCGAGGAGUUGCAUCGGAGUCAGAGGGCUAAUAUGGCAUCGCGUAAUGGGCAACAAUGAGGUGCGAGCGAAGAUCGAUCCCGAUACCGAAGACAUUGUUAGAGGCAAAGACGGCUUCGUGAUCAAGGCCGGUGUCAACGAGCCAGGCGAGGUAUUACACCGUGUCGAUCCGACAUUGGCGGAGGCGGCCUUCAAAGGCUACUUCAACAACCAAGAUGCAUCGAAGAAGCGAUGGUUAAAGGGUGUCUUCGAGCCUAACGAUCUCUUCUUCCGGAGUGGAGAUGUUAUGCGGGUUGACGCCGACGGGCGCGUCUUCUUCGUGGAUCGCUUGGGCGACACGUUCCGUUGGCGGUCCGAAAACGUCUCAACGAAUGAAGUCUCGGACAUCCUCGGCUCAUUCGACCAAAUAGCGGAGUGCAGUGUCUACGGCGUGGCAGUACCGCAUGCUGAUGGUCGUUGCGGGUGCGCCACUAUCGUGCCUGCGGCGUCAACGUCAGUAGAAAGCUUCGACUUUGCGCGGUUGGCGGAGCAUGUCAUCAGCAGUCUGCCGAGGUACGCAGUGCCGCUUUUUUUGCGGCUGGCUCCCGAGCUCGCCUAUACUGGUACGUUCAAGAUCCAGAAGGGCCAGGCGAAACGGGAAGGUGUGGAUAUAGAUUUGAUAGAAAAGGCAGGCAGUAAGGAUAGGCUGUACUGGUUGCCGCCAGGGAGCAAGACAUAUGUACCGUUUGGGCGGAAAGACUGGGAGGCUAUUAAAGCCGGUGAUGUCAAGUUAUGAUCUAUGAGAUAAUGCUGUUAGCGAUGCAUCGACGCAAUCAAACAUGCGCUACCCCUUGCUACGCAGACGCAAGUCACCACAACCUCAUCCACGAAUGGUUGGCCUCAUCACAG
Messenger RNA from Baudoinia panamericana UAMH 10762, 2150 nucleotides. RefSeq lists its product as uncharacterized. The coding region runs from base 145 to 2037 and encodes 630 amino acids. The record is from RefSeq and is a predicted model, not a curated record. The transcript is spliced from 3 exons. Gene Ontology annotation, molecular function: long-chain fatty acid transmembrane transporter activity; long-chain fatty acid-CoA ligase activity. NCBI's taxonomy places the organism in Eukaryota, Fungi, Ascomycota, Dothideomycetes, Mycosphaerellales, Teratosphaeriaceae.